AUGGCUCCACGCCGGACAUCUGGUUCGGGCUCUGGCUUUGACUUGGGCCUGGAAUCGUCGACUCUGGCUCGGGGUUUGGCAUCGGCAUCGACAUUGCCGCCAUCAGCACAACCACAGACGCAGACACAGACACAGACACAGACACAGACACAACAUACACCAGCAUCGAUAUCAGCCUCCUCGAUAUCAGCAUCAGCAUCAACUUCGUCGCCUUUUCAUCGCUCGUCGCGGCCGCCUGCGCUCUCUGCGGCUUUUCUGUUCUCAUCCUCAACUUCAACUUCAGCCGCUAGUCCUUCCUCUGGUUCUUCUACCGCUUCAUCAUCCACCGCGCCGCCGCAGCGACUCUCUUUUCCCUUUUCACCACUUCCGGCGUCUCCCGCGGCUGCUUCUCCCUCCGCCUCUGCAUUUGCAUCAUCGGCGUCUUCUGCCUCUACAGCCGCUGCCACUGCCUCUGCAUCGGCUUCUGCUUCUGCUGCUGCUGCUGCCUCACCAUUUCCCUCCUCCGCCUCCACCGCCCGCCCGAUUCUGCCGCCGCUGCCUCAGGUUUCGCCACUCAGCCGAUUUCUGUCGGAGCGACCACUCUCACACUCACACUCGCAUCUACACUCACAUCUACAUUCGCACUCGCAUUUACACUCACACUCGCACUCACGCCUCUCCGAAUUUGCCUCUCCACGGCCACCUUUUCCAGUCUCGCUCGAUAGCCUCACCACGCUGCAGCCUGAUCCCUACUCGCCCCUCAACUCGCCCUUCAGCCGCCAUCCGCUGCUGCUUGGCCCGCAGUCGACGAGCUUUUGGUCCACCUACCGGAGCCAGCUCGACCAGCCGACCGACUGGCUGCAGGAUGAUUCUGCCGCUCCAAACAUCGGCGUCCUUGCUGCCAGAGCCUUUGGUUUUAACCUGAGCGACUUCUCCUCCUUCACGCCCUUCACUUCGCAGCCGCCCUUGCUCCAGUCACCGUCGCGGCCGCCGCGACGUUCUCCAGACCUUCGCUUCCCCUUCGACUCCGGCACCCCUCCUGCGCCACCUCCGGCCUCAGUCGCGACACCAGCAUCCGCUUCGCAAGCCGCCUCCGCUUCCUCCUCGGCGUCCGCAGCGCCUCCUUCACGUCACCCCCAUCACGCCCGCGCGCCGACAGCAGCAUCCGCUAGCCGGAUUAGCGCCACGGCCGAGAAUCCUGCCUCACCUCCAGCCUCUGGCCAAGGCUUCGCUCAUCCCUCAAACUCUGCUGAAGCCGCUUUCGAUAGCGACAACAGUGCCCUCGACGACCUUUUCUACGAGCUUGACGGCUUUCCAGGCUUCCCGCUGCCCAUCGCCGAUACCGCCAACCCGUCUUCUCUCUCCGCAUUCGCCACCAUGCCUCCGGCAUCAAGACGAUCGACACGCAGCCGGCUUCAGCCGCCCGAAGCUCACGACCCGUCAGCUUCUACUCCAAAUGCCAGCAAACGGCGGAGGGUUUCGACUUCUGCCGCUCAACCCACAUCCCUAGAGACUGUGAUAGAUGACGACGACGGCGAAAACUGGCCCUUGUUUGGCUCCACGCCCCCGAGAGCCGGGUCGAGCUCUGAUUUGAAAAACGAGGACUUUACUACGAUCGAUCUCACCGAAGUUAACGACGUUCCUGAGGAGCUCAGAAAGCCAGAGGUGGAUAACAGAGUCAAACUGUCCGCGUUCCAGUGCGUAAUAUGCAUGGACGACGUGACGGGGUUGACUCUCACGCAUUGUGGGCACCUAUUUUGUGCCCAGUGCCUCUACUCCUCGCUUAGCAUCGAAUCAACAAGGGGCAAAUGUCCCAUGUGCAGAUCCAAGAUCGACAUGAAGCCUCGCGAAAACUACUCAACCAAGACAAAAGGAUACUGGCCGCUGGAGCUCAAACUGAUGACGAGAACGCGCCAAGGCAAACGCAAAGCCCAAGCCAUGGAGUAA
Molecule: messenger RNA, 1926 nt
Organism: Trichoderma aggressivum f. europaeum
Lineage: Eukaryota; Fungi; Ascomycota; Sordariomycetes; Hypocreales; Hypocreaceae
Exons: 2
Coding region: 1-1926 (641 amino acids)
Molecular function (GO): SUMO-ubiquitin ligase activity
Source: RefSeq, a predicted model, not a curated record